AUGUCUGAGUCUGGGCACAGUCAGCCUGGACUCUACGGAAUAGAGCGGCGACGACGGUGGAAGGAGCCUGGCCCUGGUGGCCCCCAGAAUCUCUCUGGGCCUGGUGGUCGGGAGAGGGAUUACAUUGCACCAUGGGAAAGAGAGAGACGGGAUGGCAGCGAAGAGACAAGCACGUCUGUCAUGCAGAAAACCCCCAUCAUCCUCUCAAAACCUCCAGCAGAGCGGUCAAAGCAGCCACCACCUACAACGGCCCCUGCUGCUCCGCCUGCUCCAGCUCCUCUGGAGAAGCCCAUCGUCCUCAUGAAGCCACGGGAGGAGGGGAAGGGGCCUGUGGCCGGGACAGGUGCCUCUACCCCUGAGGGCACCGCCCCACCACCUCCUGCAGCCCCUGCACCACCCAAGGGGGAGAAGGAGGGGCAGAGACCCACGCAGCCUGUGUACCAGAUCCAGAACCGGGGCAUGGGCACUGCCGCACCAGCAGCCAUGGAUCCUGUUGUGGGCCAGGCCAAACUGCUGCCCCCAGAGCGCAUGAAGCACAGCAUCAAGUUGGUGGAUGACCAGAUGAAUUGGUGCGACAGUGCCAUCGAGUACCUGUUGGAUCAGACUGAUGUGUUGGUGGUUGGUGUCCUGGGCCUCCAGGGGACAGGCAAGUCCAUGGUCAUGUCGUUGUUGUCAGCCAACACUCCAGAGGAGGACCAAAGGGCGUAUGUUUUCCGGGCACAGAGUGCUGAAAUGAAGGAACGAGGAGGCAACCAGACCAGUGGCAUUGACUUCUUUAUUACCCAAGAGCGGAUUGUUUUCCUGGACACACAGCCCAUCCUGAGCCCCUCCAUCUUGGACCAUCUCAUCAACAAUGACCGCAAACUGCCUCCGGAGUACAACCUUCCACACACUUACGUUGAGAUGCAGUCUCUCCAGAUCGCUGCCUUCCUCUUCACAGUCUGCCACGUGGUGAUUGUCGUCCAGGACUGGUUCACGGACCUGAGUCUGUAUAGGUUCCUCCAGACAGCAGAGAUGGUGAAGCCCUCCACCCCGUCCCCUAGCCACGAGUCCAGCAGCUCAUCAGGCUCCGAUGAAGGCACCGAGUACUAUCCCCACCUGGUCUUCCUACAGAACAAAGCUCGCCGAGAGGACUUCUGUCCUCGGAAGCUGCGGCAGAUGCACCUGAUGAUCGACCAGCUCAUGGCCCACUCCCACUUGCGUUACAAGGGUACAUUGUCCAUGUUACAGUGCAAUGUCUUCCCGGGGCUCCCGCCUGACUUCCUGGACUCUGAGGUCAACUUGUUCCUGGUGCCCUUCAUGGACAGUGAAGCAGAGAGUGAAAACCCACCAAGAGCAGGACCUGGUUCCAGCCCACUUUUCUCCCUGCUGCCCGGGUAUCGCGGCCACCCCAGUUUCCAGUCAUUGGUGAGCAAGCUCCGGAGUCAAGUGAUGUCCAUGGCCCGGCCACAGCUGUCACACACAAUCCUCACUGAGAAGAACUGGUUCCACUAUGCUGCCCGGAUCUGGGACGGGGUAAAAAAGUCCUCUGCCCUGGCAGAGUACAGCCGCCUGCUGGCCUGAGGCCGAAGGGAGGAAUGUCAUGCAGGGAACCUCCUGAGUCUCCAGUGGACGGCGAGGGAGCACACAUGUCCUUCCCCCAGUGGGGAGGAGAGUGGCGGCAGGCCUCAUAGAUGAGGGAUCAUGACCCCCGCCCAGGGACAUGAGGUGUCCAGGGCCAGGUCCCAGCCCUCAAUUGGGGGCUGUUCAGGGGGUGACUUUAAGAGAUCCCAUCCCCAACCUGAGACAGGGCAGCCCAUCCAAAGUCCCCCACAGGGGCAGGCAGUGGGAGGAGUCUGAAUGGUCACCAGGAAUCCCAAAAUCCAUCUCAAUCUUCAGGGACAGAAGAAACAGGUCCCUCUUCCCUGACUCUAAGCCCUUCCCUAGAAGGUGAGGCAGAGUCUUGAGAGCUCUUUAUUGGAACAGAUGUGGUGAUUCAAAUAAACACAGUCAUACAAACCUG
This is a messenger RNA of Propithecus coquereli (Coquerel's sifaka), 2002 nucleotides long. RefSeq names its product SMG9 nonsense mediated mRNA decay factor (gene SMG9). The transcript has 13 exons. Lineage: Eukaryota; Metazoa; Chordata; Mammalia; Primates; Indriidae. Gene Ontology annotation, biological process: nuclear-transcribed mRNA catabolic process, nonsense-mediated decay. Bases 1 to 1563 code for a protein of 520 amino acids. The record is from RefSeq and is a predicted model, not a curated record.